Messenger RNA from Symsagittifera roscoffensis, 2169 nucleotides. Its product is annotated as POU domain protein CF1A-like. Gene Ontology annotation, molecular function: DNA binding; DNA-binding transcription factor activity, RNA polymerase II-specific. The record is from RefSeq and is a predicted model, not a curated record. NCBI's taxonomy places the organism in Eukaryota, Metazoa, Xenacoelomorpha, Acoela, Convolutidae. Gene Ontology annotation, biological process: regulation of DNA-templated transcription. The transcript has a single exon. The coding region runs from base 219 to 2060 and encodes 613 amino acids.
UUAGCCAAUCAGAUUGAGAGGCAAUCAUUGCCGUCCUAUCACCGAGCAACUUUUUCAUUUUGUUGACACUUUGCAAAUAAAAAGAAGCUAGACUUAUUUCACCGCCUGCUGCUUUAUUUUUACAUCUUUUCAAUCACCCGCUGUUGGGCUAAUUUCACAAAAAAUCUUAAAAAAUCCGGUGAAAGUUUGUUUUUUUUUUGAAAAAAAAAUUCGUAAAGAUGGUAAUUACAUCCUCAAUUCACGAUAGCAAUAUCGUAGCAUCAGGUCUAGUUCAACCGAUCCAACAAUGUUCGCCUAAUUGCGUACCUUCUACAAACACAGCUGCAUCAGGUAUCGGAGUGAAUGCUUUUGGUGAAUCUAUUGCGGCCGCUACUUUCGGAAUUCCGACUUCGGCUCCCGAAUACUCCUCUUAUCUCUCGGCAAAUAUGUCGCCUAUCAUGCAGCACUCAUCGGCAAUGCAAUGUUCAGCAGUUUCAGCUACCACACCAAAUGUUGCAUCAUCAAUUCACCCUUUGCACCAUGGUUCUGCACUAAAUAGCAGUAACACUUCGCCUUACGGGGCGUUCAAACAGGAGUCACUGACUAUGACCCCCGGAGUUCCCUACUCAACUUGUUUGACCCCGCCGCAGGCCGCAAGUCAUCAGGCAGCCGGUUGGUUGAUUUCGCCUGAAAGUAAUUUGUCCUGGAAUGGAACGACAUUCCCGUAUCAAAGCAGCCCUCAGUGCUUGAUACAAGGCGGCUCCUUUUUCCCAAACGGAAACAGCGCAGCUUCAGGAAUCUACGGAGCGCAGUCUCCGGCGGCAAUCAACCACGCAUUGAGCAACUCUAAUACUUGGUCUCAUCUUGCAGCCGCCGGAAUGCAUCCAUUUAACGGGUAUAUGACUCCCUCCAGACUGGAAUCACCACCCUCGAAUGUUGCCGUCCCACCAUAUCCGCUCUCGACUACUCCCAAUAUACACAGCUACUAUGCGGCAGCUGCUGCUGUCCAUGCCAACCAAUCCCUGCUCUACGGGAGAACACUCGAGGAGUCUGCACUUUUGGACUGCAUGGAGCGAGAGUGUGAAGAAACGCCGUCUAACGACGAUUUGGAGCAAUUUGCAAAACAGUUCAAACAACGCCGCAUCAAAUUGGGAUUCACACAGGCGGACGUUGGACUAGCUUUGGGCACCUUAUAUGGAAAUGUUUUCAGUCAGACUACAAUUUGCAGAUUCGAAGCUUUGCAGUUGAGUUUCAAGAACAUGUGCAAGCUAAAGCCAUUGCUGACCAAAUGGUUGGACGAAGCUGAAAAUAACAACGGGUAUCCAAGUGCAUUGGACAAAAUAGCAUCACAGGGACGAAAGCGCAAAAAGCGAACUUCUAUUGAAGUUUCUAUCAAGAAUGCAUUAGAACAUAAUUUUCAUAUUCAACCUAAACCGUCUGCUCAUGAAAUUUCGGCGUUGGCAAACAGCUUACAACUCGAGAAGGAAGUUGUGCGAGUUUGGUUCUGCAAUCGAAGACAGAAAGAGAAAAGAAUGACUGGAAUUUGUCUGGAGGACCCGACCGGACAAAAACACGAGGACAUGGAACACGGGAUGAUAUGCGAAGGCGAAAGUAGUAGCGACGAAGAUGACUUCACGAGGCGAGAAGACAGCGAUUUGGACGAACGAAGUAGCGGAGGUAAUUCAAACUUGAUAUCAAACCAAGUUGACCCCAAAAUGUAUCACGUGACUUCCUUAACUGGAGCUGGGUAUGAAUAUCCGAAUGAAGCUGUAACCAGUGAAACAUUGAGUAUAAUGCAUGCAAAAGGAGAUAUCAGCAACAUGCCAGGGUUCAGUGCAAACCAAAGUCAGGAUAGUUUAGUCCAUCAAAAUAGAACUUCGAAUAGUUCAAAUCCAACUGGGAUUCAUGUAAAUCAACUUAAUAUAAUCUGUCCUGGAAUGGAAUAUGUAAAAGAUGACAAUAGAAGUUCGAAUCACAAUGCAUUCCAACAUUCGGAGAAAGAGCGAAUUCUUCUACAACAACUUUCCGAACAGCAAAGCAAUUUCAAUUGCGCGCAAUAUGGAUAUCAGUUUGCAAAUUAGAAGAAUAAAUUAAACAAAAAAAACUGUUAAGGCAAUGGCACAUUUCAUUUUAAAGAUGUUUAUAUACGAAUUUGACUGAUUCAGUAGCUAUAUAUUUUUAUAUGUCAAA